AUGCCGGACGAUUCCUUUGUGAUUGAUCAUAAGUUAUUGUACAAUGAUUUGGUUGGACUGAUUUGUGAAAGAGUGGGGUGGAAUAGAAAGAAUGUGAAUUUGAGUCUAUCGAUUUUGUAUGAUACGAUGCGCAAUGGUUUUAGGCGUAUCGCCAAAAUCAAGGACGACGCAUCGUUGCAAGUGUUGUAUUUCCUCCCAAGUUCGACAUAUAUUGAUUUGUAUGUAGAUUUGGAGGUGGCGGGUACUUCUAGGUCCCAUUUGGAAGUAGGGACAAGUAGUGGUAGGCCGAAUGUGGAGAAUGUCGAUUACAUGGAAGAUGAUGAUGUGGGUGGACCGUUUAUGGAGGAUGGCGAUCACAUGGAAUAUGAUCACGGUGAAGAUGAUGAGGACUACACAUCGAUAAGUGAUCAAAGCGAUAAAACCAAUCAAUAUCCGAAGGAAGUCGGGAGAGUGAUGAAGAGGUCGAAGACAAAUUCGCCACAAAGGAUAGGCACAUAUAUCGUUCACAGGGAAGAAGCAAAAAAUGGUAUUGCAGCGUGGAACAUAGAGCAAAAGAGAGAGUUUUAUGUGAAGGAAAGUGAUGGUUCAACAUGGUCUAUUUGGUGCAAAUCCCUAAAAGAGUCAACCCCUAAGGGUUAUGUUCCUUGCCGUUGGAAGGUACGUGCCUCCUUGAGAGACCACGGUUUGUGGGAGAUAGUGAAAUGGGUGCCCGAGCACAAUUGUAUGAAUGUUACCGAGGAUAACAAUAAUCGGAAUGUGAGCGCAACGCUUAUUGCGCAUCUCAUAAGGCAUAAGGUUGAGUUGGACCCAGAUUAUGAAGUGAAGCUAGUUCGGGAAGAAGUGAAAGACCGUAUGCAUGUCGAUGUUCCUUACCACGGGCAUGGGAGGGAAGGAGAAAAGCUAUCGAUCUUGUUUACUAUGACUGGGUUUCCAAUUUUGACAUACUUCCAAGAACUAAGGAAUGAGCUACGUGAUUUUAGCAAUGAUGCUUAUUUGUAUCUCGAGGAGAUUGAUGCUUGUCAGUGGACUCUUGCCAAAGACAAACACUAUCGUUGGGGUAACCAAACAACGAACAUUUCUGAGAGCUACAACAACGUCCUCAAGGGUGUUCGUUUCUUGCCAAUCCGGGCUUUGGUGGAAGCUACUUUUAUUAAGACUGUGGAUUUGUUCCAGGAAGAAUACGUGAAGUCGAGGAAAUGUAUUACUCCGGUCCCAACUGACUUGUGGGAAGACUUCAAGAAAAAAGAAAAGAAAGCCGCGCAACACAAAGUCAACCGUUAUGGUGCUAUUAAUGGCAAGUUCAAGUUAUGGGUUUGGGAGCGUAUCCCAAGACUUCAACCAAAGAGGAAGGUUAAAGAUGAGAGUUACUUGGUGCCGGACGCACCAUUAGGCAAUAGGUGGAAAUGCCCAAAAUUCAAAGCGAACAUCGCCGCUCAUUGUGUUGCUGGCAUCAGGGAUCAGUUAUCUAGCCUAAGGGAUGGGGAUUUUCUAUGGACUCCAUACACUCCCUUCAUCGACGAUCUCCCUGAUUUCUCCUUACGGGAAAAUCCAAGCCUUGGUGGUAGUCUAGAGGAUAAACUCUUCCAAAUCUUCGACAAGAGUUUCGGUGCCACGACUUUGGGCCCACGUGAUAUGAGCACUCAUCCGAUACUCAAGUUCUUCGAAAAGACCCCCGAGUCAAGUCAAAAUGUGGUACUCACGCAGAAAACAACAUCGAAGCCUACUGGAGGAGGAAGGAGGAAGCGACCGGGAAUUUCAGAUCAAACAAUCACAGUUCAUCCUAAUCCAACUCCAAUGCAAGAAGAUGAUGAAAAUGAUGAAGGCAAUGAAAGCGAUGAGGAUUACUACAUUAGGGGCGAAGAAGAAGAAGAAGAAGAAGAAGAAGAAGAAGAAGAAGAAGAAGAAGAAGAGUCCUCUCCACCUCGUGUUUCUUCCCAAAAGAAAAAGAAAACGGUCGAGGUUCGCAAGAGUGAUAGGGUUAGUAAACCGGCCAAGAAGUAUACUCCCGGCGAUGGGGCUACGAGGAAGAAAAGGUCGUCAAAGUAA
Oldenlandia corymbosa var. corymbosa is the source of this 2046-nucleotide messenger RNA. NCBI's taxonomy places the organism in Eukaryota, Viridiplantae, Streptophyta, Magnoliopsida, Gentianales, Rubiaceae. The record is from the annotation of a GenBank genome assembly.